CGGCUCCUUUACGUCUGACGUCACAGCGUCAGCUGGCCGAAUGUUUACAUCCAGCGGUGGCGUGUUUCGGUCUGGAUCCCCGCAACAACAGGAGGCUGAUCGCGAGGGACCCCGCGGAGACGGAGAACAUCGGUCGCCAUUUCCACCAGUGAACAUGGGGGGAGCUGUGAGUGCCGGUGAGGACAAUGACGACUUGAUUGACAACCUGAAGGAGGCGUACUACAUCCGCUCAGACCUGGUGGAGCGGGCCUUUCGAGCCAUCGACCGGGCGGACUAUUACCUGGACGAAUACCGGGACAAUGCCUACAAGGACUUAGCAUGGCGGCAUGGAAAGAUCCACCUGUCUGCUCCGUGUAUCUACUCUGAGGUGAUGGAGGCUUUGGACCUCCACCCUGGCCUCUCCUUCCUCAACUUGGGCAGUGGGACCGGCUACCUCAGCACCAUGGUCGGCCUCAUACUGGGGCCCUUCGGAGUGAAUCACGGAAUAGAGUUGCACGCAGAUGUGAUUGAUUACGCUUACCAGAAGCUCGACACCUUCAUCAAAACCAGCGACAGCUUUGACAAAUUUGAAUUCUGCGAGCCGUCCUUUGUUGCGGGUAAUUGCCUGGAGAUUCCCCCCUCGGAGAGCCGGCAGUACGACCGCGUGUACUGCGGGGCCGGGGUUCAGAAGGAGCACGAGGACCACAUGAAGAACCUGCUCAAGCUGGGAGGUGUUCUGGUGAUGCCUCUCGAGGAGAAGUUGACCAAAAUCACCCGAACGGGACCAAACAGCUGGGAGACCAAAAAGAUUAUUUCUGUGUCCUUCGCCCCUCUGGUCCUCCCUAAACACGGCGCCAGUCGCAAACCCAAGAGCGCCCCACUACCUAAGUACGAGGUCCGGACGCUACAGGAGCUCACGCGCAUCUGCAUCCGUCACACGCUGCGGGUGACCACGGACGCCGCCGACAGCCAGUCGCGCGGCCGCGGCGCCUCGUUCAGCGUCGGCAGGGGCCUGGCGGUGGCCGGGCUUCAUAAGUACGGCCCCCGCUUCAAACGCAGGCGCGUGCACCGCCGUCACUGCAACGCCCUCGUGCUGGCCACGCGGCAGGUCGUCGCUAGCGGCGGCAUCGGCCCCGCCCCCCCGGACGGGAAUGACAGCCAGCGAGGGAGAGCGGAGGAAGAGGAGGAGGAGGGGGCCGGAGAGAGGGACGCGAGGCGGCAGAUCAGGGGCAGCCGGAGGGCCGGGAGGGGGGCGGUGAGGGUGGUGGAGGAGGAGGAGAUGGUUGAGGAGGAAGAGGAGGAGGAGGAGGAGCAGCAGGAAGGGGGGGAGGAGGAGAAAGAGACCGGGGAGCUUCUCCGGCCCCAGCCGGCCGUGAACGUCCUCAGAGAGAGGAUCCUGGGCCUGCCGCUGCCCGAGCCUCUGAAGAUGUACCUGCUGUUCUACAGAGAGAAGUGAGCCAGACGACGCGCCCCCACCUCACCGACCCCCGCCUCGCUCCGCCUGCACCACCUCGCCCUGCCAGUCCUUCGCUUAGCCCCGACUCCACGGUUCUUUACUUGAUCCUUUCUAGACUUGAUGGAGAGUCAGCUCCAUUGUUCCAGGGGUGAUUAUUCAAACCGCUAAACAGUCACUGAUGUAAAGUGUGUGUCUCCAUUGAGGUGCAAAAUAAAUGGAUACAAGUACAUGCCACAGAUGGUCCUUUUGCAGCUGUUUGUGUCUAACAUGCCGUGUCUAGCAGCAGCUUAGCAGGUCCAGACACACAGAGCAGAAGGUAGAGGACGGCCGAGGCGCUUUUCUCAGAUGAUGCAUCGAAUGUAUGUGGUGAUGUUUGUCUGCACAUCUAAUGGGAGCAGCAGAGGGGAAGACAGGGAGGCGACCCAGCGCUCAGAAACCCUGAGGUUACAUGUUCUCACCGUCACUACAUCGUAUUCAGCUUGCAACCAAGACGGCGUGGCUUUAUUUCCACGCGUUUCAAAGUGAAAGGGGAACUUUCAGUCCGAUAAAUAAUCUGCUUGUCCACGGCAUGUGCUUGCUCAUCAUUUCCAGCAAUGUUUUAGGAGGCUAGUAGAUGAAAUAGAAUGCACAUAUUUGCCUGUGAGAGUAGAAGUCCUCUUUGUCUCCUGAUGUCUACGCUUGGAGAUGAAGCUUACAUUUGUAUCCACAGGGCAGUGCCACAGUUUUCUCUACAUCCCAUUUGAUUCUCUCAACCAAAAAAGAUCACAUACUCUCUAAUAUUCCAAUUUACAGAAGUAGACCGGCAUGAUAACCCUUAAACUAAUGUGUUGCAUUUUUCCUCUUUUUUUGGAUUCUCAUGAGACGAAGUGGUGUGUACAGUACAAAUGAAAUGAAAAAACUACUUGAUGAGUAAAUUGUCUCACGUUUUCUGUUGUAGUUCGUUAGAUGAGCAAUAUUCCUUUUGUACUUUUUGCUUUUGUGCAAAACCUUUUGCUCCCCUCUGUGCCAAACCCGCGCUGCAUGGACGGAGUUCUCCAGAGGAAGAGCAGAUCAUCAACGCGCGAAGAAGCGACAUUUGUUGAUGUUCUUUUUGGUUUCUUUUUAAACUUCUCCACCACUACUGAAAUGUCACCAGUGGUUGUUUAUUAGUCGUCGUGCAAAGCUUUGGACUUCUCCCAUUGAAAAGUCAGCACUUGAGGAAUUUGAUGGAGAGCAAAUUGAUCUUGAACAAGGCGAAGCCGUCCGUGUCAGUAAGCUCAAGAAGAUUGGUGACGUAUCGGAUCACAAUGACAGGACGGGUCUGAUUUCUCUCACUCGAUGGAAGGACUGUGGCUGACUGACAGGGUGUCACUCGGCCAGGCGACUCCCAUCCCUCCGGAGUGUCAUUCCACCAUUUCUCCUGCUGCUGGGUCUGCCUUCAAGGACCGUGUGCACACCUUUCUUUAGUCGACACGUUUGGUUGUUGUGCAUUUGUGAUUCUCUGCUGAAUGUACGCCAUCCUGAUGGGUUUUGGGGGGAUUCUUUUGCAUUUGAUAUUAAGUUUUGGAGGUAUUGAAAUGCUUGUUUUUAAAAUUGAGCUGUAUUACCAACUACUGUUAAUAAAGCCAGUGAUACAAAAGAA
Gasterosteus aculeatus aculeatus (three-spined stickleback) is the source of this 3056-nucleotide messenger RNA. Its product is annotated as protein-L-isoaspartate O-methyltransferase domain-containing protein 2. Gene Ontology annotation, molecular function: protein-L-isoaspartate (D-aspartate) O-methyltransferase activity. Lineage: Eukaryota; Metazoa; Chordata; Actinopteri; Perciformes; Gasterosteidae. The record is from RefSeq and is a predicted model, not a curated record. Gene Ontology annotation, biological process: protein modification process. Gene Ontology annotation, cellular component: cytoplasm.